This is a messenger RNA of Pan troglodytes (chimpanzee), 2120 nucleotides long. It is a transcript of the gene AMY2B, whose product is annotated as amylase alpha 2B. Gene Ontology annotation, molecular function: alpha-amylase activity; cation binding. The transcript is spliced from 12 exons. Bases 553 to 2088 code for a protein of 511 amino acids. Gene Ontology annotation, biological process: carbohydrate metabolic process. Lineage: Eukaryota; Metazoa; Chordata; Mammalia; Primates; Hominidae. The record is from RefSeq and is a predicted model, not a curated record.
AAGCAGACGAGAUAUAGUGUAGUAAGAAGAGGUGGCAGGGCAGCAAACUGAGCAGAGGAGAGAAGACAGUGGUUUGCUUAGGAAACAGGAGUGUGGUGAUCAACCUGUUGUAAUACUGGAGUUCAGAGAAGAUUCCUUGUACAAAUCUGAUUUGGAGAAUUGGAGUAGGACUCUAGGGCCACAUAUUGAAAGUAAGAGGUUAUAGAAAAUCUAUAAGAUUCUAAAUUCAGCAAUUUUUUUUCCAACUGAAGAAAAAGCAAAACCAGAACUGUGAGAUUUUUAUUUUAUGAUUGUAAAACACUCAACUGUGGGUUUGGGAGAUUGCUGAUUGAAAGAAGUUAAUGUGUUGGUUGAAUCUGGCAAUGUGGAACCCAUGGAUAUGGAGGGCUGACUAUAUACACCAUGUUUUUUCCUGGCACAUCACUCAACUACUAUUAGCUGGCAAGUCAACUCACAUUGUUGGAAUGACUAGGGACAACUAGACUUCAAGUGAUCUUUCAUCCCAGGAAUAUAAAUAGUUUCUGGAAAGGACACUGACAACUUCAAAGCAAAAUGAAGUUCUUUCUGUUGCUUUUCACCAUUGGGUUCUGCUGGGCUCAGUAUUCCCCAAAUACACAACAAGGACGGACAUCUAUUGUUCAUCUGUUUGAAUGGCGAUGGGUUGAUAUUGCUCUUGAAUGUGAGCGAUAUUUAGCUCCGAAGGGAUUUGGAGGGGUUCAGGUCUCUCCACCAAAUGAAAAUGUUGCAAUUCACAACCCUUUCAGACCUUGGUGGGAAAGAUACCAACCAGUUAGCUAUAAAUUAUGCACAAGAUCUGGAAAUGAAGAUGAAUUUAGAAACAUGGUGACUAGAUGUAACAAUGUUGGGGUUCGUAUUUAUGUGGAUGCUGUAAUUAAUCAUAUGUCUGGUAAUGCUGUGAGUGCAGGAACAAGCAGUACCUGUGGAAGUUACUUCAACCCUGGAAGUAGGGACUUUCCAGCAGUCCCAUAUUCUGGAUGGGAUUUUAAUGAUGGUAAAUGUAAAACUGGAAGUGGAGAUAUCGAGAACUACAAUGAUGCUACUCAGGUCAGAGAUUGUCGUCUGGUUGGUCUUCUUGAUCUUGCACUGGAGAAAGAUUAUGUGCGUUCCAAGAUUGCCAAAUAUAUGAAUCAUCUCAUUGACAUUGGUGUUGCAGGGUUCAGACUUGAUGCUUCCAAGCACAUGUGGCCUGGAGACAUAAAGGCAAUUUUGGACAAACUGCAUAAUCUAAACAGUAACUGGUUCCCUGCAGGAAGUAAACCUUUCAUUUACCAGGAGGUAAUUGAUCUGGGUGGUGAGCCAAUUAAAAGCAGUGACUACUUUGGAAAUGGCCGGGUGACAGAAUUCAAGUAUGGUGCAAAACUUGGCACAGUUAUUGGCAAGUGGAAUGGAGAGAAGAUGUCUUACUUAAAGAACUGGGGAGAAGGUUGGGGUUUCAUGCCUUCUGACAGAGCACUUGUCUUUGUGGAUAACCAUGACAAUCAACGAGGACAUGGGGCUGGAGGAGCCUCUAUUCUUACCUUCUGGGAUGCUAGGCUGUAUAAAAUGGCAGUUGGAUUUAUGCUUGCUCAUCCUUAUGGAUUUACACGAGUAAUGUCAAGCUACCGUUGGCCAAGACAGUUUCAAAAUGGAAACGAUGUUAAUGAUUGGGUUGGGCCACCAAAUAAUAAUGGAGUAAUUAAAGAAGUUACUAUUAAUCCAGACACUACUUGUGGCAAUGACUGGGUCUGUGAACAUCGAUGGCGCCAAAUAAGGAACAUGGUUAAUUUCCGCAAUGUAGUGGAUGGCCAGCCUUUUACAAACUGGUAUGAUAAUGGGAGCAACCAAGUGGCUUUUGGGAGAGGAAACAGAGGAUUCAUUGUUUUCAACAAUGAUGACUGGACAUUUUCUUUAACUUUGCAAACUGGUCUUCCUGCUGGCACAUACUGUGAUGUCAUUUCUGGAGAUAAAAUUAAUGGCAAUUGCACAGGCAUUAAAAUCUACGUUUCUGACGAUGGCAAAGCUCAUUUUUCUAUUAGUAACUCUGCUGAAGAUCCAUUUGUUGCAAUUCAUGCUGAAUCUAAAUUAUAAAAUUUAAAAUUAAAUGCAUAUCCUCAAAACAA